AUGACUACUGCACCCAAGGCCCCCGAGGGCCACUUUACCAUUCUCUACUUUGCAAGCGCGGGCUCCUACACCAAGAAGGAGCACGAGGCGCUCCAGGCCCCGUUGCCGCUCAAGCAGCUCUUCAGCACCCUUGAGGGGCGCUAUCCAGGCAUGAAGCACAAAGUACUCGGCUCUUGCCUGGUCACUGUCAACCUGGACUACGUCGAUGUUCCCAGUGAGAGUGCUCCGGCCACGGGCGAUGAAGACGUCGUGAUCAAAGAGGGCGACGAGGUCGCAAUCAUCCCGCCCGUGAGCUCUGGCUGA
Messenger RNA from Thyridium curvatum, 303 nucleotides. RefSeq lists its product as uncharacterized. Lineage: Eukaryota; Fungi; Ascomycota; Sordariomycetes; Thyridiales; Thyridiaceae. Gene Ontology annotation, cellular component: cytosol. The transcript has a single exon. Gene Ontology annotation, biological process: Mo-molybdopterin cofactor biosynthetic process. The coding region runs from base 1 to 303 and encodes 100 amino acids. The record is from RefSeq and is a predicted model, not a curated record.